Messenger RNA from Oppiella nova, 600 nucleotides. Lineage: Eukaryota; Metazoa; Arthropoda; Arachnida; Sarcoptiformes; Oppiidae. The record is from the annotation of a GenBank genome assembly.
ACCUACACCACCACAUCGUUAUCACACAUCACAGACUCGACGAGUGUCACCAAUAGCUUCUCGAACGUCCAGUUGUCGACUGGCGUUCAGUCGCCUAUACCUACCGCUACGUCCACCACAUCUUCACUUAAUUUAUUUUCACAUAUAUUUCCGAGAAUUAGAGGCGAAAACAUUACGACAACCAUUGCAUCGCUUGGACUCAUAAACGAAAACAAGACAAAUAUUAAUACCACUCUCAACACGAAUUCUCAGCCUCUGGAGUCAACUAAUUUAGACGAUUCCGACACUAAAAGUAUGACAUUGAGAGAGGAUUUGCCCCAAAAGGAAGUGGAGAGCAGUCGUGAAAGCGAUGUCCGCUUAAAUGAAAGCCAUAUUCAUGCCAUGCAUACAAUUAAUGCCAUUAAUAGUGAGCCAUCGAAAUCAUCCGAUCAUUCCGUUCAUAGCAAAACAAAACAGACGAGUAAAGGGACGACGGGUUUAGAGAUAGGUUUGGGAGGUUUAGGGGGUUUAGGAGGCAUGUCAUCUCUGUUGUCGGCGCACGCAGGCGACGGUGUGAUUACGAAAUGCAAUUCAUUGCUGAGUAAACAUAAAUCAAAUGUC